Molecule: messenger RNA, 1583 nt
Organism: Aspergillus sclerotioniger CBS 115572
Lineage: Eukaryota; Fungi; Ascomycota; Eurotiomycetes; Eurotiales; Aspergillaceae
Product: lactate 2-monooxygenase
Exons: 4
Coding region: 69-1280 (403 amino acids)
Molecular function (GO): FMN binding; oxidoreductase activity
Source: RefSeq, a predicted model, not a curated record
CCUGCAUUGAUUCACGGGUAACUGUCUUGAGAUAACAUAGAGAAUACGUUAACUAAGCUUUAAGCAAUAUGUCAGGCAACUAUGGCGACUAUCAGUCAGAGAUCUAUGGCCGAGGCGCAAUGACGGGCAUUCUGCCCAGCGUCACUACUGACCCUCGUCUACUCGAAGAACAAGCAGAGAAGGCUUUAGGGGCUCGUAGCUUCAACUACGUUGCUGGUGGAGCUGGAGAGAAAGCUACUAUGGACAGCAAUCGGCUGGCGUUUCGCCAAUGGAAGUUGAUUCCGAGAAUGCUGAAGCAGAUGAAUGAUCAAAAUAUUUCAGUAACCCUCUUCGGCCAAGACUAUCCGACCCCACUUCUCAUGGCACCUGUCGGAGUCCAGUCUAUUUUUCAUGACGACAAGGAGACUGGCCUGGCAGAAGCAUGUGGAAAUAUGGGGAUCCCUUAUAUCCUCAGCACGGCGAGUAGCAGCUCAAUCGAGGAGGUCGCACAGGCGAACCGGGACGGCAAAAGAUGGUUCCAACUAUACUGGCCGCAGGACGAUGAGAUCACUUUGUCAUUAUUGAAACGCGCCAAAGACAAUGGGUUUUCUGUCCUGGUCGUUACUCUGGAUACUUGGUCUCUGGCCUGGCGACCAGCGGACCUAGACAAUGGCUACGUCCCAUUCAUUCAGGGAGUCGGCAACAAGCUCGGCUUUACAGAUCCUGUGUUCCGCGCAAAGCACGAAAAAGCGUCCGGCUCAAAGGUAGAAGAGGACAUCGUUAGCGCGUCCAGAUCGUGGAUCUCCCAGAUAUUUUUCGGCCAACCGCAUGUGUGGGAGCAAAUUUCCUUUCUGCGAAAGAAUUGGGAUGGCCCACUUGUAUUGAAGGGCAUCCAGCAUGUGGAUGACGCCAAGCUUGCGCUUGAAGCAGGAUGCGAUGGUAUCGUGGUUUCAAAUCAUGGAGGUCGCCAGGUCGAUGGUGCUAUCGGCUCACUCGAAGUUCUUCCCGAGAUAGUCGAUGCGGUCGGAGACAAACUGACGGUUCUUUUUGAUUCCGGUGUCCGCACUGGGGUAGAUGUGAUCAAGGCGCUCUGUCUGGGGGCCAAAGGAGUCUUGGUUGGCAGGCCCGUGAUCUAUGGGUUAGCGAUCGGUGGAAAGCACGGGGCAGAAGCCGUGAUGAAGGGACUAUUGGCAGAUCUCUGGCAGAGUAUGAAACUGUCAGGGAUGCGCACCGUGACCGAAUGCAACCGAGAAAUGAUCAGGAAAGUUGUGUAUCCAGGUGAUGGAAAGGCUAUGUGGUGACAUGUAGCAUUUUAUUGGCCGUCGAUGGGGAUCGGCCCAAUCAAGGAAGGAUCUGAUGAUGGAGUUUGGGGAGAAUGAGGGGGAAAACUGGAGCCUGUGGGGUAAACACCGGUUUUUUUGAAACAGGUCACGUGUUUCUCAGCGUCAAAUUGGAGGUGCGACCCAUGCAGGGGCGUAAGUAGCUAGAUACAUGGGGGUUUCUCUUAUUUGGUAGCGUGUACUCUGUAGAAGAGGUGGUGGAAAUGCCUGACGAUGAUCGCCUGCCCGAAGUUUGUUGGGGAGAACCCGCAAAAUCACAUGCCG